Cajanus cajan (pigeon pea) is the source of this 969-nucleotide messenger RNA. Its product is annotated as TCP family transcription factor. Gene Ontology annotation, molecular function: DNA-binding transcription factor activity; sequence-specific DNA binding. The record is from RefSeq and is a predicted model, not a curated record. Lineage: Eukaryota; Viridiplantae; Streptophyta; Magnoliopsida; Fabales; Fabaceae. Gene Ontology annotation, cellular component: nucleus.
CGAUGUCGACGGCGGCGGCGAAGCGGCCGUCGAAGGACAGGCACACGAAGGUGGAGGGGCGCGGGCGGCGAAUCCGCAUGCCGGCGACGUGCGCGGCGAGGAUCUUCCAGCUGACGCGCGAGCUGGGACACAAGUCCGACGGAGAAACAAUCCGGUGGCUCCUGGAGCACGCUGAGCCCGCAAUCAUCGAGGCCACCGGCACCGGCACCAUCCCGGCGAUCGCGGUGUCGGUCGGCGGCGCUCUGAAGAUUCCGACGUCCUCGGCGGCGAGGCCCGAGGGAGAAGACACGCCGAGGAAGCGAAGGAGGAGAGCGUCGAACAGCGAAUUCAUCGACGUGAACGAAAGCCAGGUGUCGGUGUCUUCAGGGCUGGCACCGAUCGCGCAAACCGCGUACGGCGGUGGCAGCGGUGGUGGUGGACUCGUUCCGGUGUGGCACGGGUCGAACGCUUCGGGGCCUUUCUUCAUGUUCCCUAACAGUUCGAACCCGCCUCAGUAUUGGGCCAUUCCCGCAAGCGCGACCCCGUUUUUCAACGUCCAAGCCCGGCCCAUUUCGGGUUUCGUUUCGGCCAUGCAGAUUCAACAUGAUAAUAACCACUCCUCGGAUUCUGCUAACUCUUCCUCCACCGUGGCUCAUACUAUGAGCUCAGUAAGUGUUACUAGUGCAGCUUCUGCUUCUACUUCCACUUCUGGCUCCUCUUCUUCCGCUGCAACAACCACCCAAAUGCUCAGGGAUUUCUCUUUGGAAAUUUAUGACAAGAAAGAGCUUCAGUUUUUGGGUCAACCGCCACCCUCUUCAAAGGAAUAAAUAAAUCAAAUUGUUUACCACUAGUAGUAGACAUUUAAACAAUUUUUCUUUUUGUCAAUUUGGGCUUUGUUUAAUUUUGGUUAAUGGUUAGGACUUAGGACUUAGGAUUUGGGAACAAAUUUUGUUAUUUUAAAUCUUAAAAGGCUGUUUAUUGUUUUUUUAA